This is a messenger RNA of Cokeromyces recurvatus, 606 nucleotides long. RefSeq lists its product as uncharacterized. Lineage: Eukaryota; Fungi; Mucoromycota; Mucoromycetes; Mucorales; Mucoraceae. Gene Ontology annotation, cellular component: cytosol. Gene Ontology annotation, molecular function: hydrolase activity, hydrolyzing N-glycosyl compounds. Bases 1 to 606 code for a protein of 201 amino acids. The transcript is spliced from 4 exons. Gene Ontology annotation, biological process: cytokinin biosynthetic process. The record is from RefSeq and is a predicted model, not a curated record.
AUGGCUUCAAAGAUUAAAAGUAUUUGUGUAUUUUGUGGUUCUUCUAGUGGAGCAGAUCCAAUUUUUGAGCAAGAAGCUAGAGAACUAGGAAAAGUGUUGGCUGAGAAUAAUAUUACACUAGUUUAUGGUGGAGGUUCUAUUGGUCUAAUGGGCGCAAUUGCUAAAGAGGUACUAAAUAAUGGAGGAAAAGGAAUUGCCAUUGUCCCUGAACCACUUUAUAAAUAUAGCAGUAAACAGAUUUGUGAAACUAUCAUUGUACCCGAUAUGCAUGCUCGCAAAAAGCGUAUGGAAGAAGAAUGUGAUGCGUUCAUUGUUUUGCCUGGUGGUUAUGGCACGAUGGAAGAAAUGUUAGAAAUGAUUACUUGGUCACAAUUAAAUAUUCAUUCAAAACCUAUCAUUUUAUUAAAUACUAAAAAUUAUUUCAAGUUAUUUGUUGAUUGGAUUCAACUCUCUGUCCAAGAAAACUUUAUCCAUCCAGAAAAUAGAAAUAUUUUUGUAUUAUGUGAUUCAACAAAGGACAUUAUAACCAAGCUUGAAGAAUAUAAAGCGCCUGAUUCUCGUUACGGCAUUGAUUGGUCAAGCAACGAUAAGAAAGCCUUAGUUUAA